Molecule: messenger RNA, 780 nt
Organism: Didymodactylos carnosus
Lineage: Eukaryota; Metazoa; Rotifera; Eurotatoria; Philodinida; Philodinidae
Source: the annotation of a GenBank genome assembly
AUGGACAUUCCUUUUUCAUGUUAUGAACCAACAUGUUCGCCAUUUGACUUUUAUUCGUUUUUAAAACAUUCGUUAUCAGCAUCUUAUCAAUUUAUUCGAAAAUUUUACGAUAAACACCAGAAAUCAACUUGUUCUCCUUCUACGCGUGAAACAGUUGGUAAUAAGAAGGUUAGCGACAUUAUUUUAAACGAGAAUAAUAAUCAAAAACAUCAACGAUCGAUAAACGACGAAGACGAUAAUAAAUACGCUAUUCCCUUACAGACAUUGUCGCCUGAUGUUUCAAAACAUAACCAAGAGCAAGGAGUAUUUUUGAAUUAUAUUGACGAUUCAACAGCGGAUAAAAAUAGUAAAAUAAUAGAGUUUACGAAUGAUGAAUAUACACCACCAUCAUUUAUUGGAGAAGAGCCACCAUUAUCUGCCAGCGGUUAUCAAGUGUCAAAAAAUGCGUUCGAUAUUUGUAAUAAUAAUCGAACACCAACAAGUCCUUAUCCACAAUCCUUAAAGUUUAUUCAGAUUAAAAAUUCAUUUAUUGUUUAUUCAACUUCACCCGUUGAUUCAUUACAAACACCCACAGCUACUAGUAUUAAGUCGUCAUUUCGUUAUCAACAACAAGAAAAGAGCUUAGAAUAUAUUAAAGAAGAAGAAACAGCUCAUACUUGUGAGAAGAUCGAACAAAUUAAUAAAAUGCCAUUAGCCAUUAAUUACAAAGAUGAUGUGUCAUUAUUAGAGCCAGAAAUAACUGAUCAAUCAAUCACUAAUAGCGUACGUAUCAGUCUGUAA